AUGAGAAUGAAAGAUACAAAGGCGCGUCUAGUGGCUGAUGAAGUGAGUGGUCAUCAAUAUCAGUACCUGCACAAAGCCCAUCCCGGAGCGCAUAUGGAUGCUCCACGCGUUUUGAAAUAUUUUGGAAUUCAGGAAGUUCCGAAGACGCCGUACAAGAACAAAGAAGCUGCUGCUUCCUUCACUUCCUUCUUCUCGAGGGAUGUCGCAAAGGAAAAAAAAUUGCGAAAUUCGGGCGUGGAAAGCCCCGUGCUGUCGUCAGAAUUAUGGAAUUUAUCAAAUCUAUCCGAGACUGCCUGGUAUUUGGGUCCAUUUGCAAAGUCAUUCACACUUUCCACAAAUGUU
Messenger RNA from Mesorhabditis spiculigera, 342 nucleotides. NCBI's taxonomy places the organism in Eukaryota, Metazoa, Nematoda, Chromadorea, Rhabditida, Rhabditidae. The record is from the annotation of a GenBank genome assembly.